Messenger RNA from Sarcophilus harrisii (Tasmanian devil), 1062 nucleotides. It is a transcript of the gene TAX1BP3, whose product is annotated as Tax1 binding protein 3. The transcript has 4 exons. Gene Ontology annotation, molecular function: protein binding. Gene Ontology annotation, cellular component: postsynaptic density; postsynaptic membrane; adherens junction. Bases 64 to 438 code for a protein of 124 amino acids. Gene Ontology annotation, biological process: neurotransmitter receptor transport, endosome to postsynaptic membrane; neurotransmitter receptor transport postsynaptic membrane to endosome. Lineage: Eukaryota; Metazoa; Chordata; Mammalia; Dasyuromorphia; Dasyuridae. The record is from RefSeq and is a predicted model, not a curated record.
GGGGCCUCCCGAGCCCUUUUGUUCUAGGGGUGGGGGCCGGGUGGGGCCGGAGCUGCCGCCAAGAUGUCCUACGUGCCCGGGCAGCCGGUCACCGCGGUGGUGCAAAGAGUCGAAAUUCACAAACUGCGCCAAGGUGAAAAUCUGAUUCUUGGAUUUAGCAUCGGAGGGGGCAUCGACCAGGACCCCGCCCAGAACCCCUUCUCCGAGGAUAAGACAGACAAGGGCAUUUACGUCACCAGAGUAUCAGAGGGGGGCCCCGCGGAGGUGGCGGGCCUCCAGAUCGGAGACAAGAUAAUGCAGGUCAACGGUUGGGACAUGACGAUGGUGACCCAUGACCAAGCCAGGAAGAGACUCACCAAGAGGAACGAGGAGGUGGUACGGCUGCUGGUGACCCGUCAGGGCCUGCAGAAGGCCGUGCAGCAGUCCAUGUUGGCCUAGGGCCUCCCUGCACCGGCCCCUCGGCCCGCCGGGAGAGCUGGACCCUGUGGGGGGCGGGGAGCCAGGGGCCCCACCAUCCCGCAAUCAGCUUUCACAUCUUGGCCAAAGAGAGUGGGCAGGACGGUCGACGGGGCCCCCUUGGGCAGCCGGGCGAGGUACUCGGAGCUCCGAGCCGUGGGGCCGAGGGCUUGCUCUCCAAGGCUCACACCGAGGGCCUGUUCUGGGGCCGGGCCCUCAGCUCCGCCCCAUCCCAGUUCCUCUCCCCAAGCCGUCCCACAGGCUCUGACCCGCAGGCUCCUACCCAAAGGCCGCAGCCCCAAAGGCCGCAACGGGACUUUCUCCACCAGACGCCUGAGCUGUGGGAGGGAGGGCGCGGCGCUGUGGCCCCUCCCCCAGAGCUCAGGAGUCCAGGGAGCGCCCUGUCCCGCCAGCCUGUGAUGCUCCCGGGCACCCCCCUCCUGGCCACCCGGGCCCUUUUCUAUUUUUUCCUGAAAGUUUUCUAUGUAGCAGUUUCUAUCUCAUUUCAAAAGUGCUAAUCCGGUCUUAACAAGCCCCAGGCCCUAUUUUUGUGACUGUUGGCCCAGGGCCGGCUUCUCGUACUCAAUAAACGAAGCUGGAAUUGUG